AUGGAGCGGCCCGCGCCCCAAACCAACGUGGCCGUGGUGCUGUUCAGAGAAGCCACCCUCCUCGACUUCGCCGGGCCGUACCAAGUCUUCGACGAGGUCCAGGGCGACCGGCUCAAUGUCUACACCGUCGCCGAAACCACCCAGCCGUUGACGGUCGAGGGCGGCAUGAUCGUCGUCCCCAGCUAUUCUUUCGAGGGGUGUCCGAAGCCGGACUGGGUCGUGGUGCCCGGCGGCAGGGGGACCCGCGAUGGGUCCUUCACGGACGCCGGUGUGCGUUGGCUGAAGGCAGCGGCCGAGGGAGCGGAGGUUGUGAUGUCGGUGUGCACGGGCGCGCUGGUGCUGGGCAGGGCGGGCCUGCUGGACGGCCUGGAGGCCACGACGCACCACGACUUCCUGGACGUGCUGCGGCAGGUCGCGCCGGCGUGCAGGGUGCAGGAGGGGAGAAGGGUCGUGGACAACGGGCGCGUGGUGACCGCGGCGGGGGUCACCGCGGGCAUCGACGCCGCGCUGCACGUGCUGGCCAAGUUCUUGGGGCCGGAGCUGGCCAAGGAGGUGGAGGCGGCCAUGGAGUACCCACACUUCAGCGCAUCCGCCGAGAAGCAGGCGGGCGGGGGCGGGUGA
Messenger RNA from Ostreobium quekettii, 621 nucleotides. NCBI's taxonomy places the organism in Eukaryota, Viridiplantae, Chlorophyta, Ulvophyceae, Bryopsidales, Ostreobiaceae. The record is from the annotation of a GenBank genome assembly.